GCCCCCGCGUUUCUAUCUGCUGCUCUUUUUUCUCUAAUCCUCAUGAUCUUCUCGAGAGUUGUCCGGCCGUCAAUUAGAAUUUAUCGAUCGAAAAGCCUGUAUCAAAUCAGAACCAUGCGUAUCCAGUCGAUUCCCAUGUGUAAGUGAUAUAUAACUAAUGCAGCCGCCAACGAAAACAAAAAUAUAUAACCAGUUACCCCAAACAUGUCAGGAUAUUUACUAAAACCAAUCAACAGGGACAGGAAAGGGCAAUAACUAUGCCUACCUGGUCACAGAUGAGCCUACGAAAAACUCCGUGCUUAUAGACCCAGCCAAUCCGCCAGAGUAAGAGACAAUUGAGGUCCCCUCGAGCGCAUGGAUUCCUGAUAUGGUUUCUACUCACCAUUAUCUGGCAAAUGAUUACAGGGUUAUUCCAAAGGUAGAACCGGAGGUCAAGUCUGGCAAUAUCAAUCUCGUGGCGAUUCUCAAUACACAUCACCACUGGGACCAUGCUGGUGGGAAUGAAAGAAUUAUUCAAAAAUUUGGAAAUCUCCGCGUUAUAGGAGGCGCAAAAUGCCAGAGCGUGACCGAGACGCCUAGGCAUAAUGAGACGUUUAAAAUUGGGGAUCGCCUAACGGUCACAGCGCUUCAUACGCCUUGUCACACGCAGGAUAGCAUUUGCUUUUAUCUGGAAGAUGGGGAGGACCGUGCCGUCUUUACAGGUGACACGCUUUUCAUUGCAGGAUGCGGCCGUUUCUUCGAAGGAAACGCCAAGGAAAUGAACACGGCCCUCAACGAAAUACUGGCAGCUCUACCGGAUAAUACAAAAGUUUAUCCUGGCCACGAAUACACGAAGCAGAAUGUAGAGUUUUGUCUCACUGUAUCGAAAUCGGAUGCCAUCAAGAAGCUGGAGGCAUUUGCCUCAGCGAAUCGGGAAACACAGGGGAAAUUUACCAUUGGGGAUGAGAAGCUUCAUAAUGUCUUUAUGCGGCUAACGGAUCCUGAGAUUCAACUAGCAACAGGCAAGACGGAUCCGGUGGAAGUUCUGGCAAUGUUGAGAGAGCUGAAGAAUGCCAUGUGAAGCGUGAAAUGGAGACGCGUGAUUCUUUUCUUGCUUAUAUACUGCAGCCAUGUUAGCAGUCCAAUUGAUGGCAAGCGGACAUGGUCUAUCAAUCCCUUCGAGGUACGGUACGGAUUCAUCGAACUGCUCAGUGAAAUCCGUGAUACGAUAGUAAAUGAUUAAUCAGGCUGAACGAAGGGUUCAUCAUGAUACAUACGUCUUGAGAUAGAACUAACCAUGCAAGAGAUCCAACAUGAUAUAAAAACUCCAUCGACUGAACUCCCCAUUCCAGGAUCAAUUUGGUUUAAUAUCUUAAUCCAUAAAUAAUCUACAAGUACUUACCCAAUAUACCACAGAAAAAGAAUACUCCA
Monascus purpureus is the source of this 1410-nucleotide messenger RNA. The record is from the annotation of a GenBank genome assembly. Lineage: Eukaryota; Fungi; Ascomycota; Eurotiomycetes; Eurotiales; Aspergillaceae.